Messenger RNA from Heterostelium album PN500, 891 nucleotides. RefSeq names its product class I SAM-dependent methyltransferase. The transcript is spliced from 3 exons. The coding region runs from base 1 to 891 and encodes 296 amino acids. NCBI's taxonomy places the organism in Eukaryota, Evosea, Eumycetozoa, Acytosteliales, Acytosteliaceae. The record is from RefSeq and is a predicted model, not a curated record.
AUGAGUAGUAAUAAUAAAGAUGAUUUAGAUAUUUCUAAACUUUCAAUUAGAGAUCAAAAUAUUGUUGAUGGAUAUAAUAUUACAGAUGAUGCAUUGGGAUAUGCAAGAUUGUAUGGUUAUAUAAAGAAAGAUCAAUCUGAUUUAAUAUCUCCACAUCUAAUUGAAAAAUAUGAAAAGAAUGCAGAUCAAUAUUGGAAUAAAUUCUAUAAGAAGAACAAUGCAAACUUUUUCAAAGAUAGACAUUGGUUGGUCAGAGAGUUUCCAGAGUUUCUGAGUAAGCCUGACGACGGAAAAGAGUAUCUCAAUUGCUUUGAGAUUGGUUGUGGCGUUGGUAACACAACGCUGCCACUGCUAGAGUUGAACGAUCGACUCUGUUUCUAUAGCUUUGAUUUCUCGUCGCAUGCAGUCGGUUUGCUUGCCAAAGAGGUAGAGAACAAUCAGGCCUAUCAUAACCGUUGUCACAGUUUUGUAUUCAGUGCAACGGAACACUCUGAUAAGCUGCCAUCGUACAUACCGUUCGGUCAAUGCGAUCUAGUAGUGAUCAUUUUCGUGCUGUCGGCGAUGGAUCCCUCCAGUUUUGACAAUGUCGUCGAUAUGUGUCAUCGUGUGCUGAAACCCGGUGGCAAAGUACUGAUUCGUGACUACGCUGAGAACGACAUGGCUCAGUCUAGAUUCGAGAAGCACGCAUCUAAACUCGGAGAGAACUUCCAUGUUAGACAUGAUGGAACACGAGCAUAUUAUUUUUCAUUAGAAUUAAUGGAGAAACUAUACACAUCGAAUAAUAGAUUUAGAGUAGAUCAGAAUAUAUUGGUAGAAAAGAAAGUUGUAAACAGAAAACAAAAGAAUCAAAUGGAUAGAAUAUUUAUUCAAUCUAAAUUUAUAAAGAAUUAA